Messenger RNA from Carlito syrichta (Philippine tarsier), 840 nucleotides. It is a transcript of the gene KCNMB3, whose product is annotated as potassium calcium-activated channel subfamily M regulatory beta subunit 3. The coding region runs from base 1 to 840 and encodes 279 amino acids. Gene Ontology annotation, molecular function: potassium channel regulator activity; calcium-activated potassium channel activity. NCBI's taxonomy places the organism in Eukaryota, Metazoa, Chordata, Mammalia, Primates, Tarsiidae. The transcript has 3 exons. The record is from RefSeq and is a predicted model, not a curated record. Gene Ontology annotation, biological process: detection of calcium ion; potassium ion transport. Gene Ontology annotation, cellular component: voltage-gated potassium channel complex; membrane.
AUGCUCCCAUCCCUUUGUGAGCUCGUUGCCAUAUCUCCUCCUCACUUCCCCCAAAGGACAGCCUUUCUGACCUCAGGGAAGAAGCGAGACGUAGACUCUGGCGACAGAGGCCCUCCAGAUGUGCACAAGAAGCUGCCGUCCAGUGCCGGAGAGGACCAAGCUGAGCUGCUGGGGUUUGCGAUGAUGGCCUUCUCAGUUCUCAUGUUCUUGCUUGGAACGACCACCCUAAAGCCUCUUAUGCUCCGCACUCAGAGAGAAGAAUCGAGCUGCACAACCAUCCACACACAGAUCACGGACGACUGGCUGGACUGUGCCUUCUCCUGUGGUUUAGACUGCCGAUGUCAGGGGAAGUACCCAUGCCUUCAGGUGUUUGUGAACCUCACCCACUCGGGUCAGAAAGCUCUUCUACAUUACAAUGAAGAGGCUGUCCAGACAAAUUCCAAGUGCUUUUACACACCCAAGUGCCACCAAGAUAGGAAUUAUUUGCUCAGCAGGGCUCUGGACGUAAAGAAAUUCUUCGAUCACAAAAAUGGAACUCCUUUUUCAUGCUUCUAUAGUCCAGACAGAUCGAAAAGAGUCAUUCUUACAAAAAAGUAUGACCAGAUGGUUAUCUUCCACUGUUUAUUUUGGCCGUCACUGACUCUGCUAGGUGGUGUCCUGAUUGUUGGCAUGGUGCGACUAACACAGUACCUUUCCUUCCUGUGUGAAAAAUACGGCACUGCGGUCAGAGAUGAGGUAGGUGGCAAAGUAUCCUUUACAGGACGGCAUCGAUUCAAACUGUGGAGUACGGGGAGGAGCAAAGAAACGAGCAGAGAAAUCUUAAGACGGCGGCCAAAUUAG